AUGGAUCCAGGAGUUGAAAAAGAGAAGAGAGAUGAUGACAACAAAAAGGUGGUUGCAGAGAUCAUGGCAAGAUGUUUUGUUCCAAGUCUAAUAACAACCACUUCCUGGGAGGGGUUUCAUUUUGUCGGUCAUGAGAUUCGGAUUACUGAAGCCAUGGAUUGUUAUGGUGCUGUUGUUUGGCCAUCGGCCCUCGUUCUAUGCUAUUUUCUGGAAACAAAUGUGAAGCACUAUAAUAUGGUUGAUAAAAAUGUGAUUGAAAUUGGAGCUGGAACAGGGCUAGUCUCCAUCGUGGCAAGUUUACUUGGUGCACACGUGACUGCCACAGACUUACCUGAAUUACUUGGAAACCUGCAAUAUAAUAUUUCCCGAAACACCAAAAUGAAAUGCAAGCAUUUGCCUCGGGUUAAAGAGCUCUCCUGGGGCGUAGCUUUAGAUGAGAACUUCCCCAGGUCUUCCAACAAUUUUGACUACAUCCUGGCAGCUGACGUUGUCUACACCCACCCUUUCCUGGAAGAACUCCUCAUUACUUUUGACCAUCUGUGCAAAGAAACUACCAUCAUCCUCUGGGUCAUGAAAUUCAGGUUGGAGAAAGAAAAUAAAUUUAUAGAUAGAUUUAAGGAGUUGUUUGACCUGGAGGAGAUUUCCAGUUUCCCUAGCCUGAAUAUUAAGUUGUAUAAAGCCAUGAAGAAAAGUCGGAGGAGUGCGUGAUACCCUCAAGGAGGGCUUCAAAAGCAAAGAUGGUUUCUA
Neomonachus schauinslandi (Hawaiian monk seal) is the source of this 747-nucleotide messenger RNA. Its product is annotated as putative methyltransferase-like protein 21E pseudogene. Gene Ontology annotation, molecular function: protein-lysine N-methyltransferase activity. The record is from RefSeq and is a predicted model, not a curated record. The coding region runs from base 1 to 708 and encodes 235 amino acids. Gene Ontology annotation, cellular component: cytosol; cytoplasm. Gene Ontology annotation, biological process: peptidyl-lysine methylation. The transcript is spliced from 4 exons. NCBI's taxonomy places the organism in Eukaryota, Metazoa, Chordata, Mammalia, Carnivora, Phocidae.